CGGUCACACCAACUUGCAAUUUAUAUUAUUUUUCACGUGUGGCACGAAACGCCAAGCGAGCGCCUAAAACAAACAAUAACGAACAGCAGCAGCCCGGCGGCAACCAGACGGAGAAACUCCCGCGAGGACAGCCGACGCUAAUAGCCAGGCACAAUCCUUCCAGCGUCCCAUUCGCGGCAUUUCCAGCGGUCAGCGGCCCAGCAGCGGCGUUUCCACAGCCGGAAGAAGAAGAAGCACGUGUGCGGCGCUGCCUGAAAAGUGUGCGGAAAAGUGAGAAAGGGGAUUUUCCAGAGAAAAGAUCAGAAGUGACUCAAGUAAAGAAAGCAGAAAAGCAAGAGCCGAGGACAUGGUGCCCAUCGGAUCCGUCCACGGCGGCCAUCCCGGCGUAGUGCAUCCGCCGCCACAACCGAUGCCAACGGCGCCCAGCGGUCCAAAUACACUGCAACCAAGCUCUGGGGCAGCCGGGGCAAAUACAUCGUCGAACAGCAGCGUCUCCAACAAGAGCUCGCUGUCGGUGAAGCCCAACUAUACCCUCAAGUUCACCCUGGCCGGACACACCAAGGCGGUCUCUGCCGUCAAGUUUAGUCCCAACGGCGAGUGGCUGGCUAGUUCUUCCGCUGAUAAACUGAUCAAAAUCUGGGGAGCCUACGAUGGCAAAUUCGAGAAGACAAUUUCGGGCCACAAGCUGGGCAUUAGCGAUGUGGCCUGGAGCUCCGACUCGCGUCUCCUUGUCAGCGGUAGCGAUGACAAGACCCUCAAAGUGUGGGAACUAAGCACCGGCAAGAGUUUAAAGACACUGAAGGGUCACAGCAACUAUGUCUUCUGCUGCAACUUCAAUCCGCAGUCCAAUCUCAUUGUAUCGGGCAGCUUCGACGAGAGCGUUCGUAUUUGGGACGUACGCACGGGCAAGUGCCUGAAGACCCUGCCCGCUCACUCUGAUCCCGUUUCGGCGGUUCACUUCAAUCGCGAUGGCUCACUGAUCGUGAGCAGCAGCUAUGACGGCCUCUGUCGCAUCUGGGACACGGCUAGCGGUCAGUGUCUGAAGACGCUGAUUGACGAUGACAAUCCGCCCGUCAGCUUUGUCAAGUUCUCGCCCAAUGGCAAGUACAUUCUAGCCGCAACGCUGGACAAUACCCUCAAGUUGUGGGACUACUCCAAGGGCAAGUGCCUCAAGACGUACACAGGGCACAAGAAUGAAAAGUACUGCAUAUUUGCCAACUUCUCGGUGACUGGCGGCAAGUGGAUCGUUAGCGGCAGCGAGGACAACAUGGUCUACAUUUGGAAUCUGCAGAGCAAGGAAGUCGUCCAGAAGCUUCAGGGCCACACUGACACCGUGCUGUGCACCGCCUGCCAUCCCACUGAAAACAUAAUCGCCUCGGCGGCGCUCGAGAACGACAAGACCAUUAAGUUGUGGAAAUCGGACACAUAGAGCGGUAUCGCUGGUAUCCAGCAGGAGGAGGACAAGGAUAAUGACGAGGAGACAUACACUUCUUGGAUAAUAUUGUAUCGAUGUAAUUCCACAAAAGUAUUGCCUGUCAAUGUUAUAGGCUAUGCUUUUGCCGAAAUGCUUCGAUAUACUACAUGGAAAAUCUAUACGUUUAAUAUCCCCUCUCUUUUUUUUUAUUAUUUGUAUACAUAUUUAGGCACAGAACACAGUUUCUACUCUUAAAUCACAAUUUGAAAACGCGCUCGCAUACGAGAACAAAUAGGAAAGCGUAAAAAGUGUAUAAAUAUUUAUUUGCCCCAAUGUAUGGCUCCCUUUAAGAAAAAAGAAAGUAAUUUGUAACCUUUUUUGCCACACAAAACCCACAAAACUAAUGAUCUUUUCGGUGACGAGACAACCUAAAUUUAAGCAACCCCUCCACACAACACACACACCCCCCAUACACAUGCGUGCAGCUCGACAAGAGCGCAGAAAGAAUAUAUAUAAAAUACGAGAUGUAAAUUUAAAAACAAAAUAAAAGAAAAGGCGUCCUCGCCAUCGCGAGGCAAGUCGAUUAUGUAUCUGUAA
This is a messenger RNA of Drosophila serrata, 2011 nucleotides long. RefSeq names its product WD repeat-containing protein wds (gene wds). Gene Ontology annotation, cellular component: Set1C/COMPASS complex. The record is from RefSeq and is a predicted model, not a curated record. Gene Ontology annotation, molecular function: histone binding. NCBI's taxonomy places the organism in Eukaryota, Metazoa, Arthropoda, Insecta, Diptera, Drosophilidae.